This is a messenger RNA of Megalops cyprinoides (Indo-Pacific tarpon), 1413 nucleotides long. RefSeq names its product leucine-rich repeat, immunoglobulin-like and transmembrane domains 2 (gene lrit2). Lineage: Eukaryota; Metazoa; Chordata; Actinopteri; Elopiformes; Megalopidae. Gene Ontology annotation, molecular function: protein binding. The record is from RefSeq and is a predicted model, not a curated record.
CUUUGCAUGGAAACAGCCUUAAGAGGAAUCCCUGAAAACAUCCCUCAAGAUUUGAUCAAAAUCUGAAAUGAGAAUUCACACCUUACAGAAAUAUCUCGUGGAACAUUUUCUAAAGUGCGUGCCUUGGAGUACUUCUGGUUGAAUUAUUUUAGCGUAUACAGCCUGGAAGGGUUGAAUAUUGAACUUCGACUGCAGGGGAACAAACUGCACUGGGUACCAUGGACAACGUUUCAGCACACGCCUGGUUUAAAGAUUCUGGAUGUGAAACACAACCACCUGGACGUUAUCCCAGAGUACGCCGUAAAAUAUUUGCCAAGUCUGACCUUCUUAAACUUGUCCUUCAAUCAGCUUACGGUAAUAUCUACAGAGGUCUUCCUAAGCUGGCCUCUUUACUUCAAGGCAGAAGAAUACGGAAAGAGAGAAGAAGUCACGUCUAAUGUGCUGGUGCUACAUGACAACCCAUGGGUCUGUGUCUGUCGGCUGAAAGGCUUUGUCCAAUUAAUCGACUCACUCAGCCCCUCCAUAAUUAUAACAAACUCGUAUUUUAUAUGCUCGAGUCCCGAGCAUAGGGCGGGUAGGUUUUUUCACGAGGUUGAAUUGAAGACGUGCAUGAAGCCCGUGGCCACCGCACCCAUUGAAAACACCACCGUGCUGCUAGGAGCGAACAUCACUCUGGCGUGUGUAGCAAAGGCCAGGCCCAGUCCAGCCGUCUGGUGGACAUAUGGCCUGAAGAAAAUAAGAGGAUUAAAUGAGUCACAGACACAGGUGGAUGUGGACACGGUCAGGUGUGAUCUGGUCAUUCCCUCCCUGCACCCAGCUGAGGCCUUCAACUUUAUUGGGAACGCCUCGGUCAGCAUGCAGGUGAAUGCAGAAUCCUCUGGUUCGUCCUUCCCACUGUCCUCUGCCUUCCACCUGCCCCCGGCUGAGGAGAGUGCCUGUGUCUAUGUGCGCGUUGUGGUGCAGAUGGUGCGCGGUAUCACCCUUGAGUGGCAGGCUGACACUGCCCGUCCCACUGAGGCCUGGUGCGCUCUGCACUUUGGCAGGGUUGGCACUGCCAAGAAAGUUGCCGUCUACAUUGCCUCAGGAGUCGACAGGUAAUCCCUCACUGACCUCUUGCCCACCACCAAGUAUGAGGUGUGCAUGGCGCUUAGGAGCCAGGGCCCCAGGGCCGACCAGUGCAUCAUGUUCCUGACAGGCAGCGAGGCCAGUGAGCUGGAGGAGAGGGGGAGGCCUGUUCAUAUCCUGGUUAUCUUCUGCUCCCUGGUGCUGGUGGUGCCCAUGGGCAUGCAUCUCUGCACCUUGAAGACCAGCUCCAAUUGCUUGGACUGCCACACGCGGUUGCCCAGGCAGCAGAGGUACAGAGAGAAGAGCCCAGGGCUGGGAGGGAGGCAGGGAGCUUUUGACAGCCUGUAG